Messenger RNA from Saccostrea cuccullata (small rock oyster), 966 nucleotides. RefSeq names its product general transcription factor IIH subunit 3-like. Bases 42 to 890 code for a protein of 282 amino acids. The transcript has 11 exons. Gene Ontology annotation, biological process: regulation of DNA-templated transcription; nucleotide-excision repair. Lineage: Eukaryota; Metazoa; Mollusca; Bivalvia; Ostreida; Ostreidae. Gene Ontology annotation, cellular component: transcription factor TFIIH holo complex; transcription factor TFIIH core complex. The record is from RefSeq and is a predicted model, not a curated record.
GAAAGUUAAACAUGUGUCUUAACUUUUGAGUCGCUUUAAAAAUGACAGAAAAUGUGAAGAGUCAGUUGAUAAUCAUUCUUGACACAAAUCCAGUAUGGUGGGGUCAGAAACCAUCAUCUCAUUCCAAGGCUCAGCAGAAGAUGACAUUGACAGAGUGUUUGAAUUCUGUAAUGGUGUUUGCACAUUCACACAUAAUGAUGAACCAUUCCAACAAACUGGCCAUACUAGCAGCCCAUUCAGAUCAAAGUGUGUUUCUGUAUCCUAAAAAUGAAGCAUCGAAUCCUGGAAUGUCGGAGGAGAAUGGUACAACAGAAGGGAAUGAUGGGAAAUACGAAUUGUUUACUCAGGUUGACAAACAAAUAAAAGAGGGAAUACAAAGUCUUAUUGAUAACUGUAUGAAUGGACAGCUCUACCCAGACUCUCUGAUAGCUGGAGCCAUGACUAUGGCACUGUGUUAUAUCAACAAAACAGAGAAAAGUCAUGAGGAAUCAGGAAUUAUUUCAAGUCGAAUUCUGGUGAUAAAGGGAUCUGAGGACAACACAGAGCAGUAUAUGAAUUUGAUGAAUGCUGUGUUUACAGCCCAGAAACAGAAUGUGGUAAUUGAUGCUUGUAUUCUGGACAAUGAUUCCGGUCUGUUACAGCAGGCAUGUGAUAUAACGGGAGGCAUUUAUUUGAAGAUUCCUCAGAUGAAAGGACUACUGCAGUACCUACUGUGGGUAUUCCUCCCGGACCCCCUGGAAAGAUCUAAACUGACCUUGCCCCCAAAAGUCCAAGUGGACUACAGAGCUGCCUGUUUCUGCCAUAGAAAUCUCAUAGACAUUGGAUAUGUGUGCUCCGUCUGUCUUUCUAUAUUUUGUGCAUUCAGUCCAAUAUGCGGAACUUGUCAGUAAGUACUCACUUCCUUCUUUUUAAAUUAUUUAAAAAAACUGCUGUGUAAUAAAAAAAAAAUAUACUGAAUUUGUAUUU